GCAGUCCUGCAGUCCUGUCUGAUAGCGGCAGCCGUCAAGUAACACGCAUCAUUGUCUAUCCACAAAUGGGCCGUUAGAGCUACCAGAAGUCUUCCACCUUCCUGCAGCCAUCCGAACCUUCCAACCGCGCUGGGAGCCAACAACUGCUUCCCAAUUUUAACCUAAAAGCCUGUUGUACCUGAGAUCAUCGUUCCAUGUCUAGGUCACCAUUGUACAUCUGUGAGCGGUUUUCCACCUGAGGUCGGAGAAAAUGGCAGCAAUUCCAUCAAGUGGCUCCCUCGUCGCCACCCAUGAUUACUACAGACGGCGCAUCGGGUCUACCUCCAGCAACAGCUCGUGUAGCAGUGCUGAAUACUCAGGGGAGGUCAUCCCACACCACCCAGGACUUCCAAGACAAGACUCUGGUCACUGGUGGACCUCUUUUUUCUUUGCAAAAUCCGGAGCUGAAAACCAAAAAAAUGGAAGCUACACAGUGGCCAACGGUCAGGUGACCUGCAUCGCCAGGGAAAUGCUUCUGAAGCACCAACUCAGUGAAAACGGCGAAAUUGGAAAGUUUGAGCCCUCCAACCCCCCGCCUGCCUCCUCCUAGAGGCGCCUCACCCUCCUCCUCAACACCAACUUGCCAUCACAGUCCAGAUGGAGAUGAUGGUGGCGAUGAAGGAUUGCUUUUUUAGUAAAUAGUUAGCUUUUUUUUUUUGACUGUAUAGAUUCUUUCUAUGACGACCAAAAACAACUUGAGUGUUUUUCAUCUAUUUCUUCUUGUAAUUUGCUAAAAAUGAUAAUAAAAUGAUUGCUCUCA
Messenger RNA from Dunckerocampus dactyliophorus (ringed pipefish), 799 nucleotides. It is a transcript of the gene ppdpfa, whose product is annotated as pancreatic progenitor cell differentiation and proliferation factor a. The coding region runs from base 251 to 589 and encodes 112 amino acids. Lineage: Eukaryota; Metazoa; Chordata; Actinopteri; Syngnathiformes; Syngnathidae. The record is from RefSeq and is a predicted model, not a curated record. The transcript is spliced from 5 exons. Gene Ontology annotation, biological process: cell differentiation; multicellular organism development.